AUGAAAGUAGAACGAUCACUCAACUUGCUACAAUAUUUAGACCCCCACUGGAAGAAAACGCCAUUCCUGAAACCAGAAAAUGCCGAAUCCGCCCAAAAAGCGUUAGAAAAUGCUCUCGCUUACCAUCUCAAAAAGGCAGAGGAAACCAACAACAGUGGAAAAUCACAGUCUUCUACAUGUUCUGAGGCGCCACCAGAGAAGAAUAGCAGCAAGGCCAAGCACACCCUUUUUUCUAUUCUCGAAGAAAGAAAAGAAGCUGUUAAACUUCAGAGAACUAACACCACUGACAGUAUUAUUACUGUUCGACAGUACCUUCAGGCUAUAACGGCGGACAGCAUCUCUGUUGACUUCAGGAUGCUGCACGUCGUAUCGGCGAACAGAUUCUCUGUGGACUUCAGGAUGCUUGACCGUGUUGCUGUUUGUAACAUAUGCAAACAACGACUUUCAUACAAAACCUCUACUUCAAAUCUACGGAAACAUAUGAAGUGUAAACAUCCCACUGUCUCCUUGGAUGAAGCUACACCAAACACAUUUCUGGGUAGUCAAGAGGUAGAUCACGCCGAACGGGUGCAACAUCGGACGACCUCUUCUGAGCCUGGAUCAAAGAAACACAGAACAUCAGCAUCGACUACUGCAGCGGCUGCAAAGCUCCAACACUUACACGCCAGUGCUAGUACCAGCACGUCCAGCACAUUGUCUGAAGAAAAUGUGGAUGACCCAAGCUCUUUGCCAGUUCCGUCUUCAUCCCGACCGGAUACGUCUGUUCCAGCAAAAUAUAGGGGAGGGCCUGCGAGAAAUAACUGGAAUAUUGCAGGGAAAGUAAUCUUUGUGGUGACAGACAAUGCAGACAAUGUCGUCAAUGCUGUCAAAGACGUAAUGGGCUGGAAGCACAUGGGCUGUUUUGCUCACAGCCUUAAUCUUGUAGUUACACGUGCUCUAAAUAAAAAUCAUGAAGUCGUAACACUAAUUGAGACUGUGAAACGUAUUGUCUCACAUUUUAAGAGAAGUGCUCAGUCAACCGAAAAAUUGAUUGAGUACCAGGUCAAAAACAACCAACAUGUUUCCACUAGGUGGAAUUCAACAUAUUUCAUGUUGAAAAGGUUUGUGUUGCUACAAGAGCCUAUCAAGGCAACUUUAGCUUUAAUUGAUAAGGAUUUACCUGUUCUUACUCCAGUUCAGUGGAAAAUGCUUUGUGAGCUGAUUUUGGUACUAAAGCCCUUCUACACAGUUACGAAAACUGUAAGUGGGGAAAAAUAUGCUACAGGGUCUCUGGUAAUUCCUCUCACGAAUUCACUAUUCACAGUUUGUGGAAAACUAAAAGAAAGAAACUUUUCCCCACUAGUGAAAGAAGUUGUCACCGAAUUGAACAAAGAGCUGUCAAAACGCUUUGGGAAUUUUGAAAGCAGCAAAUACGCUCACUCUCCUCACAUUCCUUGA
Homalodisca vitripennis (glassy-winged sharpshooter) is the source of this 1437-nucleotide messenger RNA. RefSeq lists its product as uncharacterized. Lineage: Eukaryota; Metazoa; Arthropoda; Insecta; Hemiptera; Cicadellidae. The coding region runs from base 1 to 1437 and encodes 478 amino acids. Gene Ontology annotation, molecular function: DNA binding. The record is from RefSeq and is a predicted model, not a curated record. The transcript has 6 exons.